This is a messenger RNA of Magallana angulata, 1251 nucleotides long. RefSeq names its product phosphomevalonate kinase-like. The coding region runs from base 33 to 623 and encodes 196 amino acids. Gene Ontology annotation, molecular function: phosphomevalonate kinase activity. Gene Ontology annotation, biological process: isopentenyl diphosphate biosynthetic process, mevalonate pathway; cholesterol biosynthetic process. Gene Ontology annotation, cellular component: cytoplasm. NCBI's taxonomy places the organism in Eukaryota, Metazoa, Mollusca, Bivalvia, Ostreida, Ostreidae. The transcript is spliced from 4 exons. The record is from RefSeq and is a predicted model, not a curated record.
UUUACCUCAAUCGAUCAGAAAGUGAAAGUAGCAUGGUGACUAUUCCGAGUGCUGUUGUUGUAAUCAGUGGAAAACGGAAGACAGGGAAGGAUUAUGUGGCAAACUUACUCCAAGAAAGAUUUUCUACAGAGCUUUGUGCAGUUUUAAGACUGUCAGGCCCUCUGAAAUCACAGUAUGCAAAGGAGAAUGGACUUGACAUUGCAAAACUUUUGGAUUCCUCACAAUAUAAGGAAACUUAUCGGAAAGACAUGAUACAAUGGGGAGAGGAGAAAAGGAAUGAAAACCCAGAAUAUUUCUGUAAAUUAGCAACAUCUGGAGCAGAAUCAGAAAGAGACAUUUGGAUAAUCAGUGAUUCCAGAAGAACUACAGACAUAGAAUAUUUCCUAAAAUAUUAUCCAAAGAAAACUUUAACACUCCGCAUUGAAGCAUCUCAAGAUGUGAGGGAGGAAAGAGGUUUUGUUUUCAAACCAGGUGUAGAUGAUGCUGAGUCAGAAUGUGGACUGGAUUCGUACACAGACUGGGAUUAUAUGAUCAUUAAUAAUGAGAGCAGUGAUAAAUUAGGGCAAGGACUACAACCCUUGAUCCAAGAUGUCAACAAACUACUCCAACUUAGCAAAAAUUAAAGCAUAAUAUACAUUAGAAUAUCUUUUGUUUGUUUGAGUUAGACAUGCUGCAAUGUAUGAAAUUAAUGUAAUGGUGUGUUCAGUUAAACUAUGUAUUGUGCUGAAAAUGUGUUUAGUAUUUUAGCUGUCAUCCAUUUACAAUUUGUUUUGUGAUAAAAACCAAAAUUGAAAAAAAACGGAAUUAAUUUUGAUGUCUGACUCAAAACACAUUAUUCAAUUUUAACAUUUUCCAUGUCUUUGUUCACACAGCGUAAGACUCUAGCCAACUGUCUCUAGAAAAGGGAGGCGUAUAUAUAUUGUUAAAAUGCACUCAUAUUGGUCAGUCUGAAAACUUGUUAUCAAACAAAAAAAAUUACAACAGGGGCAAAAUCAUUAACAAAUACAGUAAAACUCAACUCACUUACAAGGAAUUUGAAUACAAAACGAAGUACUAUAAACUGGUUUUAGCAACAACUUUAUUUUGUAAUUUAACAGUGAACAUAUCCGUUUUCCUUAUGUAUGGGUGUUAUGAAAGUAGGGGAGGGGAUUUACAUUAGAUCUAGUAUGAAAUACAUGUAUAAAUCAAUGUUAUUUUGAAAAAAAUAGGUGUUAUAAUUGUAACCAAAAAAAAUAAAUUAUGUAAAAUGAA